AUGUGGACACAAGAAAUGCAGACGAACUACUUCUUUGGUUAUCGACUGAAGAUUGGACUCAUUGUGAUUAUCAUCAUGGUUCUUGGAUUCUUUACUGAGAGUCAAGGUACCGCACAUUAUGGCGAGGACAGCGUUGGAUCUUUCCCUUACUUCGAGUACAAUGUGCCACGGAACGUAACCACUGUAGUUGGUCAGACUGCAUUCCUUCAUUGUAGGGUUGAACAACUUGGCGAUAAAGCAGUUUCAUGGAUAAGAAAACGAGACCUUCAUAUACUAACAGCAGGGAUAUUGACAUACACAUCUGACCAGAGAUUUCAAGUUAUAAGACCGGAUAAAUCAGAAAAUUGGACGUUACAAAUCAAAUUUCCACAGGAAAGGGACGCAGGCAUUUAUGAAUGCCAAGUUAAUACGGAACCAAAAAUGUCUUUGGCAUUUCAACUCAACGUAGUAGAAGCAAAGGCGCAUAUACUGGGGCCCGCAGACUUGUACGUCAAAACUGGAAGUGCAUUGGCACUCACUUGCAUACUUAGCCAAGGACCACAUGAUCUUGGUACAAUUUUUUGGUAUAAGGGAUCAAACUUAAUAGAAUAUAAAGAAGUGGAAGAGAAUGAACUUGACAUUGCGCCGAGAAUCCGACUGAAAACGGAAUGGACGGAACAGUUGACGUCUCGACUCACAAUCGAAAAACUAAUGCCAACCGAUAGCGGUAAUUAUAGCUGCGUACCCACAAUGGCUGACACAGCUUCAGUCAAUGUUCAUGUUAUUAACGGGGAACAUCCAGCAGCGAUGCAGCACGGCAACGCUAAUACGGCUUCACCAUGUGCUUUGUCUGUUAAUCUACUCAUUUCGCUAUACUGUACUUUAGCGACAAUUUAUACCAGCACAAUCGAUGGCUUUAGAUGA
Molecule: messenger RNA, 903 nt
Organism: Parnassius mnemosyne (clouded apollo)
Lineage: Eukaryota; Metazoa; Arthropoda; Insecta; Lepidoptera; Papilionidae
Source: the annotation of a GenBank genome assembly